CCACAGGAGUUAUCAGGAUAUUUCUGGCACCAAGUUGAACUCUUCUUGGUACUUCUGGCAAUGACAGAUCUUCAGGACAGAUUUAUCUGCUAAAUGCUCUUGGGCAGGAAAAAAAGUAAAACUCUGGAAGCAGUAUAAGGGUAGCAGAGCAGAGAUCCCUCCCUCGCUGCUCACUGUCACAGAAAAUCAGCCUGGACUCGAAUGAAGAUUCAUCCUGCCUCAUUCACCUCCAGAGCCCACCUGUUCCAGGGAGAUCUGGUGUUUUCAGGCUGCUUCCUGUGGCCCUUUUUACUAUCGUUCUACUCCCAAGCUUUCUCUCCAGGCCGUUGAAUGAUGUGAACUUUGGAAUGGAGUUUGUUUUCUGUUGGGAACUUGCUUCCUUUCCUGGGCUGGUGCUGUCUGAGAGGACCAUCUGAAGGCUGUGUUUUGUUCUUAGGGAGGAGGGCAUGGCCAUGCCUGGACCCUCCACCAUGUUCCUGUUGCUGCCUUUUGAUAGCCUGAUUGUCAACCUUCUGGGCAUCUCCCUGACUGUCCUCUUCACCCUCCUCCUUGUUUUCAUCAUAGUCCCCGCUAUUUUUGGAGUAUCCUUUGGUAUUCGAAAGCUCUACAUGAAAACGUUGUUAAAAAUCUUUGCGUGGGCAACCCUGAGAAUGGAGAGAGGAGCCAAAGAGAAGAACCACCAACUCUACAAACCCUACACCAAUGGAAUUAUUGCAAAAGAUCCCACUUCACUAGAAGAGGAGAUCAAAGAAAUUCGUCGAAGUGGUAGCAGUAAGGCUCUGGAUAAUACUCCAGAGUUUGAGCUCUCUGACAUUUUCUACUUCUGCCGGAAAGGAAUGGAGACCAUUAUGGAUGAUGAGGUGACAAAGAGAUUCUCAGCUGAGGAAUUGGAGUCCUGGAACCUGCUGAGCAGAACCAAUUACAACUUCCAGUACAUCAGCCUCCGGCUCACUAUCCUGUGGGGCUUAGGAGUGCUGAUUCGGUAUUGCUUCCUCCUGCCUCUCAGGAUUGCUCUCGCUUUCACAGGGAUUAGCCUCCUGGUGGUGGGCACAACCGUGGUGGGAUACUUGCCAAACGGGAGGUUUAAGGAGUUCCUGAGUAAACAUGUUCACUUAAUGUGUUACCGGAUAUGUGUGCGAGCCCUGACAGCCAUCAUUACCUACCACGACAGGGAAAACAGGCCUAGAAACGGUGGCAUCUGUGUGGCCAAUCAUACCUCUCCUAUUGACGUCAUCAUUUUGGCCAGUGAUGGCUAUUAUGCCAUGGUGGGUCAAGUGCACGGGGGACUCAUGGGUGUGAUUCAGAGAGCCAUGGUGAAAGCCUGCCCUCAUGUCUGGUUUGAGCGCUCUGAAGUGAAAGAUCGCCACCUGGUGGCUAAAAGACUGACUGAGCACGUGCAGGAUAAAAGCAAGCUACCUAUCCUCAUUUUCCCAGAGGGAACCUGCAUCAAUAAUACAUCGGUGAUGAUGUUCAAAAAGGGAAGUUUUGAAAUUGGAGCCACGGUUUACCCUGUUGCUAUCAAGUAUGACCCUCAGUUUGGUGAUGCCUUCUGGAACAGCAGCAAGUAUGGGAUGGUGACGUACCUGCUGAGAAUGAUGACCAGCUGGGCCAUUGUCUGCAGUGUUUGGUACCUGCCUCCCAUGACCAGAGAGACAGAUGAAGAUGCCGUCCAGUUUGCAAAUAGGGUGAAAUCCGCCAUUGCCAGGCAGGGAGGACUCGUGGACCUGCUAUGGGAUGGCGGUCUGAAGAGGGAGAAGGUGAAGGAUGCUUUCAAAGAGGAGCAGCAGAAGCUGUACAGCAAGAUGAUUGUUGGCAACCAUGAGGACAGGAGCCGGUCCUGAGCCCGAGCCCCAUGCUGGCUGGAGCCACUGAGCCUGAAUCCUUACACAGGCCAGCUGGAGUUGUAGCCGCCGCCCCUACUGCUGCAUUCCUCCAGACUCCAGUCCUCAGGCUGCUCUGAGUCCGGACGCCAGCUUCUUCAGAGCCACCUGGAUCUCUGGGCUCGCCGUCUGAAGCGAGUGCUGCUGGGUGUCUCUGCCCAGGACGGGAUGCCUUCUUGUUUCUUUUACAAUAAGUCCGUUGGAGGAAUGAAUGCCAUUAAAGUCAGCUCUCCACCUGUGCACACGCGGGGCUGAGUGGUGGGGAAGAGUCGGCCACAUUCCUGUGCCCGUAGGACGCUAGUCUCUUAAAGAUGCCCACAUGCCAGGGCUUUGGCUGGGGAAGGGCCACCCACUCAUGAGAGGUGCUGCAAAGCAGUGUGGCCUGCCAGCCAAAACAUUGCCCCAAGCCUUGUAGCUUCACAGAUUUGAUAAAAAGAAAACUUAUCUGCAGGGGCUUUCAGCAAAAUGAAGUUUUAAAUUCUCAUGCAGUCACCAAAGGGGAUGGGAAGAGGCAAGAUGGACCAGUGACUGGUGUGUGGUGGGAACCAAGAGUCAUUUCAUGUUCAAACUCCAGUGCUCACCCCAAACUCCCAUGUGACUUGCUCUUCGUUAACACGUGCCUCAGUUUCCCCAUCUGUAACCUGGAUCAGGAGGGGAAGGGUGGUGAUACCUACCUCACAGGGUUGUUGUGGGGAUUGAAGUGCUAUAGUACGUGGACAGGGGAGCUCAGUGUUACAAGUACAGGUCCCUGAGAUGUGGCAGGACGAGGUCAGAGCUUGGAGCUGCUGCCCAGGCUUCCAAGUUGUUUUGUGAGUAAAUAAAAUUGUCUUUGACAGUGAAUGAA
Messenger RNA from Miniopterus natalensis, 2724 nucleotides. RefSeq names its product glycerol-3-phosphate acyltransferase 4 (gene GPAT4). Gene Ontology annotation, biological process: triglyceride biosynthetic process. Gene Ontology annotation, cellular component: endoplasmic reticulum. NCBI's taxonomy places the organism in Eukaryota, Metazoa, Chordata, Mammalia, Chiroptera, Miniopteridae. Gene Ontology annotation, molecular function: glycerol-3-phosphate O-acyltransferase activity. The record is from RefSeq and is a predicted model, not a curated record.